AUGCCCAAUGACCUCUCGAUCCAAAUCAACGACUACGACACCUACCAGGCCGCCCCCUCCAAGCUCGACCACCUCUACUCUCAUGUGUCGCAGGUCCCCAUCAUCAGAAUCUACGGCUCCAUCUCAGUGGUGAAUCCCCACAAAAGAAGAAGACCCCAAAACGCCACCGCCCCCUCUCCUCCUUCCUCCUGUUACAACGUACUCGUCCAUGUCCACAACUUCUACCCCUACAUCUACGUUGACUGCCACGAGGACCUGCCAGGCCCUGAACACCUCCAAUACCUCACUGGCCACAUUGAAGCUGCGUUGGCGGAGUCGUUCGCGAAGUCGAGGUCUAGAGCAGCUGCUAACGACGACGACGACGACGAUGGCGACGACGACAUUGCGCCAGCCUCGCCAUCCAUCCGCAAGUACAUCGCCAAUGUCUCAGUAGGAAAAGGUACCCCCAUCUACGGAUUCCAGCUUGGGUUGCAAAAGUUCUACAAGAUCUCGUUGUUGGCAGCUCGCCACAAGACGCGCUUGAUUAAGCUCGUGCAAAGCAAAGCCAUCAACUUCAGUGGCCUCAACAGCCCGUCAGCGUCUCGAAACGUCUACGAGGGCCACUUGACCCAUCUUGUCCAGUUUCUCACCGAUUUCAACCUCUUUGGGUGCGGAUGGUUGAAUGUCAGCACCGAUGGCGUAUACUUCAGGAGCCCUAUCAUCAACCCGGCUCUAGCUCGGUUCCACACGAGCGACCAGGUCAGCACGCUCGUGGAGUUCUUACAGGCGUAUAUCAGCCAUUCCAACGUGCUAGCCAGCCUGGGGAAAGGUCAAUUGGAAUCACAGCUGGACUCGAGCACGGGAAUGGUCAAUUUUGACCGUAUUGGCAAGUCCAUGUUGGAGCUUGAUAUCACUACCAAAGAUAUCUCUAACCGCCAAUGGCUCGUCCAGAGAGACCCCCACCUGGACUUCAAUGAGUUGCGACACUUCCGGCAAAAGCUCCAGGAGGGCACCCAUACACCGACCCCGCCUCAAAUAUACCUCUCGUCGCUUCAACAUGUGGACGCUGACCUCAAAUUCCAGUGUGAAAUGAAGCAACUGACGCUAGAUAAGGCCCCAUCCAUCUACAUUCCCUCGGAAUUCCAGCUCCCUUUUGGAGUCCAUUUUUUGGGUACAGGCUCCACGACCUGGUCGAACCAAAAAGAGUUGGACGACUUGUUGGCAUACGCUAUCAAAUUAAAUACUCCAACUCAAAUGGAUAUCGACACCUAUUCAAAAAAGGUGUUGAAAAAGCCCCGUCAAAAGUCAAUUGUUUCGGCAAAGUAUCCCGAUAUUCUGUUCCGAACUUGCUUCGAAUUAGUUGACUACGAGAGUCAUCUCAAACAUCACGAUUUUGUGCUCCAAACGGGUCCAGAUCUUGUGCAAUGGACAGAUUAUGCCUCAUUAUUCACUAAUUCGUCAAAAUUGCAAAUUCCAAGUUCGUUUGAGCCCCACCCUCAUUCGCAACCGGGUUCUAUAGAUGUGGAUGUAGCAUUUGGACCUAUUGCAUAUGAAGUCCCCGUUCCAGCCGAAUUGGAAAAGUCAUUCAUAUCAGAAACAUUCGAUCAGAUGGGUAUUUUGGAGAUAAAUUAUCCAGAUCCUUUUUAUGACAAUGAGGCAGAUGUGCCAGCAAAACCUAUGGUUUUUGCGAAUAAGAAAAUCCCAGUUCCGUUAGUGAAUGAAUCCACCUUAGCUUCGUUACCAGUAUCAGCAAUGAUUGAAAAUUAUAUGAAGGAGCAUCCUGUUAAAGAGAAACACACGAAAAGUUAUGGUAAGGCCUCUUGGGAAUAUUCCAUUGAACCUCCAUCAAAAGAAGAAAUGGACGAAUGGUUGAAAGAGGAGGAAGAAUACAAAAAGCAGAAAUACUUGAAGUUCAGAUCUCAAAUUGAGCCAGGGAUUACUCAAUCGCAUUUCAAAUUCACUUAUAAUUCACUAAAGGUUCAAAGAAAACCGAACGAUUUUAAUAACCUAUCAAACUUCUUCUUAGAGAUCCACUCAAAUAAUUUUUCGAAAGAUCAUUUACCAAACCCAGCGUGUGAUCCGCCAACCAUUUUAUUAUAUCAUUUUGAUGAUGCAAACGAUAUGUUUACUAGCAAUACUUUGACUACUGGGAUUUUGAUAUUCAGCAAUAAGCAUGAAGCAAAAACCAUGUCUUCUCUUCUGCAAGCACUUGAUAUCCCCAUAGAGUUGUUCCAACACGAGCUAGAUAUGAUUAAAAGAUUAGUGGAAUUAGUCGAGUUGUUUGACCCUGAUAUUUUGUCAGGUUACGAGGUUAAUGCAUCAAGUUGGGGAUACCUCGUAGAGCGAGUUAGAACCAAAUACGACUUGAAUUUAUUGGCAAGCCUCGGAAGGGGCCAUUGGAAGAGCAAUGGUAAAUUUGGAGACCGAUGGGGUUACACACAUACAUCAAACCUCACUGUCAAUGGUAGACAUGUAUUCAAUGUUUGGCGAAUCCUCAGGUCAGAACUAAGCCUUACGUCUUAUACUUUUGAAAAUGUCUGCUUCCAUUUGCUCCAUCAGACUAUUCCAAAGUACUCAAACUAUCAGUUGACAGAGUGGUUCAACACUCCUAUCUUUCUGCUAAACAUAAUGAUGUUAAAAUACUAUCUUCAAAGGAUCGAUCUCACAUUGAAAAUGAUCACGGUUCGAGAAUUGAUCUCUAGAAAUGUCGAACACUCUAGAUUGAUUGGUAUCGAUUUCAACUCUAAUUUCUACCGUGGUUCCCAAUUUAAGGUUGAAUCCAUUUUGUCUAGAAUUACGAAGCUGGAAAACAUUCUCUUGAACUCACCAUCAAAGGACCAGGUGCAAAAAAUGCGACCUAUAGAGUGUAUUCCGUUGGUUAUGGAGCCGGACUCCAAUUUCUACAAAUCUCCUAUGGUCGUUCUCGAUUUUCAGUCUUUGUACCCGUCGAUUAUGAUUGCGUACAAUUACUGUUACUCUACAAUUGUUGCAAGGCUCCAUAAUUUCAAUCCUAAGAAAAAUAUUUUGGGGUACUUGAAACAUGUUCCGUUGCCAUCUGGUAUGAUAGAUUUAUUAAUGAAAGAGGAUGGCCUUAAUGUGUCGCCUAAUGGAUAUGUAUUUGUCAAAAGCCACAUCCGAAAAUCAAUUCUUGCUAAAAUGUUGGAGGAGAUCUUAAAUACAAGAAUUUUAGUCAAAACAGUUAUGAAGCUAUUCAAGGAAGAUAAGGAGUUGAACAAGCUUUACAAUGCGAGACAAUUAGCAUUGAAAUUAAUAGCUAAUGUUACAUAUGGUUACACAUCAGCUACAUUUAGUGGUCGAAUGCCAAACCUGGAUGUUUCUGAUGCAAUUGUUGCUACUGGAAGGGAGAUAUUAACUCAAUCAAUUGAGCUUAUCGAGGGAGGAGAUUUUGGUGCCAAAGUGGUGUACGGUGACACCGAUUCUCUUUUCGUGUACUUUCCAGGCAAAUCGAAAGAUGAAGCAUUUCGAAUAGGAAAGAACAUAGCAGAAUAUGUUACUAACCAAUUCCCUGAUCCUAUUUUUCUCAAAUUUGAAAAGGUUUACCAUCCAUGUGUAUUGUUAAGCAAGAAGCGGUAUGUUGGUUAUAAGUUCGAAUCUGAGGACCAAAAAGUUGCUUCAUUUGAGGCGAAAGGGAUAGAAACUGUCAGAAGGGACGGGAUUCCAGCACAGCAAAAAAUUGUUGAAAAAGCAUUAAGGAUUCUAUUUGAGUCCAAGAACUUGUCUAAUGUUAAACACUAUACCCUAACCCAAUUUCUCAAGAUUGUUACGAACAAAAUAGCAAUCAACGACUUCUGUUUUGCAAAGGAGGUCAGAUACGGAACCUAUAAAGAUGAGCGGUACUUGCCACCUGGAGCAAUUAUCGCAGAAAAGAAUGUUAUCAAAGAUGCACGCAAGGAACCCCAGUACAGGGAAAGGGUUGCUUACUUGGUUAUUAAAGACUCGUCGAAACCUAGAAUCAAAGACCGGUGUAUAACCCCCGAAGAAUUCUUGGAGAGUUUCAAAACCUCAAGUCCAUACAACUUGGACUAUGACUACUAUAUUACCCGUGUACUCAGUCCACCAUUGGAAAGAAUAUUCAACUUAAUCGGAGCAGAUAUCAAGGCCUGGUAUAGGGAGAUUCCGAAAUUUAUCAAGGGCACAAUGACAAACAAGGGUAUGGAAACGAAGACUCUGUUAGAUUUGAACGAAUUUAUUCAGGCCAACUCUUGCCUAAAUUGCAGCACCGAAUUGCCUGCGAUGUACGAUUUCAUGCUUUGUCGGGAAUGCAAAAGCGAUGAAUUACGACUAAUGACUAAUUUUUCUAUGGAUCGAAAGCAUAGCCAGUUAAAGCGUUUUGGUGUGGAUCAAAUAUGCGACUCGUGUGUAACGACUAACCUCCUGGUUGCUGGUGGUGUUGUCAAGAACUUUUGUAUGGAGGAGUGCUCGAACUACAGUUGUAACGUCUUGUAUCGGAAAGCAGCGGUGAGGAAUGAAGGACGCAUAAAUGAGGAGAUUAGUGCAAGAGUUUUCGAUGAAAUGGAGUGGUAG
Messenger RNA from Suhomyces tanzawaensis NRRL Y-17324, 4524 nucleotides. It is a transcript of the gene REV3, whose product is annotated as Rev3p. The coding region runs from base 1 to 4524 and encodes 1507 amino acids. The record is from RefSeq and is a predicted model, not a curated record. The transcript is spliced from 2 exons. Gene Ontology annotation, molecular function: DNA-directed DNA polymerase activity; nucleotide binding; DNA binding. Lineage: Eukaryota; Fungi; Ascomycota; Pichiomycetes; Serinales; Debaryomycetaceae. Gene Ontology annotation, cellular component: zeta DNA polymerase complex; nucleus. Gene Ontology annotation, biological process: double-strand break repair via homologous recombination; error-prone translesion synthesis.